Molecule: messenger RNA, 1435 nt
Organism: Phacochoerus africanus (Common warthog)
Lineage: Eukaryota; Metazoa; Chordata; Mammalia; Artiodactyla; Suidae
Gene: CHCHD6
Product: coiled-coil-helix-coiled-coil-helix domain containing 6
Exons: 9
Coding region: 272-1207 (311 amino acids)
Biological process (GO): DNA damage response; cristae formation
Cellular component (GO): mitochondrion; MICOS complex
Source: RefSeq, a predicted model, not a curated record
ACGAGGAGGAGCGGGUCCGGGUGCUGCAGGGCAUCCGGAAAACAGAAGAAACAGCCGACAGAAUUUCCAAGGCAACGGCUACAGGCAAAGCGGAGGAGUCUUCUUAAGAGUCAUAGAGUCUGGCAGUACCUCCCAGGCUGGGUGUCUGGGCACCAGGGGCCGCUGGCAGUCCUGACCCACCUGGGAGCUGCCUGGCGCUCAGCCUGCCCCGAAGGGGGAAUAGGGGCUGCACGCCAGUCCUCAGAAGCUGUCUGAGAGUGUGGUGACCCGCAUGAAGAACUCUAGCCAGUCUGCCAGAACAGGGCCGCCGGCUCCUCCACCUGCUGCCCUUGGCUCCUCCAGAGGCCUGGACACAGACUGUAAAGUGUCCAGACCGGAGUGUGGCCGUGGCUGGCAGCCCUCAGGGGCGGAAGUGAGUCCCCUCAGGAGGUGUGAAGAGGAGCUGGCCACGGGUCAGGGCCAGCUGCCCCAUGUGGCCGUGAGGGAGGGAGAGGCGGCCCUGCGGCGGGAGGAGAUCAGUGUGGACCAGGAGAAGCAGAGGUCAGCCCGGAUGGCCAGGGAGCUGGAAAGCCGAGAGGCAGAGCUGAGACGCCGUGACGCCUUCUACAAGGAGCAGCUGGGGGGCCUGGAGAGGAAGAACAUGGAGACAUACAGACUGUCUUCACAGCAGUUCCACGAGGCAGCCUCAAAAGUGGAGGGCACGAUCAAGCCCCGCAGACUGGAGCCCGUGUGCUCAGGGCUGCAGGACCAGAUCCUCCGCUGCUACCGCGACCACCUGCAGGAGGUGCUGCUGUGCUCCGACCUGGUCAAGGCUUACCAACACUGUGUGAGCGCUGCCCACAAGCCCCCCGGCUUGAAGCUCCCAACACACAUGGCAAUGCAUACGCUGCCUCUGCUGCCGGACUGGGGUCUGCGCUGGCCUCUCUUCCAGCUGGCUCCCAGGCCCGGCAGUGACCCCUUGGAAGAGUCUGGCUCUCGUUGGAUGGGGAGCUGCCUGCCUGCUAAGGGGCAACAGGGCAUGAAGCCUGAGGAGGAAACGUUGGGGGACUGUAGCAGGAGGGUCUCUAAGUACUCAAAUUUUACAACAAACAGUGGCAGCAAAUUCCACAUAUGUAGUCAAGGCUCUGGGACUGGCAAUGCAUCACUGAGCAAGUGGGAAACCAGCCAUAUAGAGGGUUACACAAGGGGAGAAAUGUGGGCCAGGUGACCAGGAGUGGGGGCCUCACUGCCUGUGAGGCAGCACACAACUGCACCUGCUGCCUGACUUCCCACCCCCAGACCAGGAGCUGCCUCCUAUCCCUGGCCCAGGAAGCAGCAUGGCCAGGUCCAGGUCUCUCUUAAGGGAGACAAUUUCACUUCGUACAUGGUAACCUGCCUCAUUAAGUGUAAUGGACUGGUUAUUCCCAUUAAAUAAACAUCAACUAAUUAUGAAAAA